UUGUCUGUAAAACUGAGCUAGUCUGCAGUGGUUGGGCCAUGCUGUUCAAUACUAAGUAUUUGAGGCAUGAACACAUCACAGGAUUUGAAAACUAUAAGUAUAGCUCCAUUGACACAAGUCCUCUUAGCAACUAUGUGAUGCACCCUUUCUGGAAUGCAGUCGUCAAGAUCUGUCCGCGUAAUGUGGCGCCGAACCUGCUUACGUUGACGGGCUUCCUGCUCACGGUGGCCAACUUCGUCAUGCUUACCGUCUACGACUACUACUUCGUGGCGUCGAGCACGUCCAACAAGCCGGCCGUGCCGGCCAUCCCGCGCUGGGUCUGGCUGGUGGCCGCCAUCAACCUGUUCCUGUCACACACGCUCGACGGCAUUGACGGCAAGCAGGCGCGCCGGCUGGGCGUGAGCGGGCCACUGGGCGAGCUGUUCGACCACGGCCUCGACUCGUGGACCUCGUUCUUCAUCCCCAUCACGCUCUUUUCUGUAUUCGGCAAGCUCGAGUACAGCAUCCCGUCGAUCCGCAUGUUCUACUGCAUGUGGAGCGUGUGGAUGUGCUUCUUCCUGUCGCACUGGGAGAAGUACAACACGGGCCUGCUCUUCCUGCCCUGGGGCUACGACGUGUCACAACUGGGCAUCCUGGUGCUGUACCUGGUCACGUUUUUCGGCGACUACACGCUGUGGAAGUUCGCGCUGUACCGGGCGGCGGACGGCACGCCCGUGAUCACGGCGGGCGCCUCGUUCGAGAUCCUCAUGUGGCUGGGCACGCUGGGCACCAGCUUGCCCAUGACGCUGUGGAACGUCUACAAGAGUUACCGCGACGGUACGGGCAAGGGCCGCAGCCUAGGCUCCUCGCUGCUGCCGCUGCUCUCGCCGGCCAUCCUGCUGGUCAUCACUUCGCUGUGGGUGGCGUUCUCCCCGUGCGACAUCAUCAACACCGACCUGCGGCUCUUCAGCUUCACCAUCGGUGCCGUGUUCUCCAACAUCUGCUGUCGCCUGAUCGUGGCGCAGAUGACCAACAAUGACGUACAGGCGCUUAACAAACUGCUGGCGCCGGUGGCGCUCGCGGCGGGCGUGGCGCUACUCGCGCCUUCCACGACGCCCGCAGAGAUGGCAGCACUGUGGUCGCUGGCUGUUUUCGUCACGAUCGCUCACAUACACUACGGAGUGUGUGUGGUGCGGCAGAUGUGUCACCACUUCAACAUUCCGGCGCUGACAGUCAAAGAACGGACCGAUUGACUAUUAGCCGACGAUGCCUGAACGCUAGAAGAUUGACAUUGGCGCGCACCGGCCGGUCACAGCCGACCGCAGCGCCCUCUCGCUCCGAGCGCGCCGGGGUCGCGGCCGGUCGGCGCCACCGCCGCCCACCGUGUGGCGACACGGACCGAGAGGGAGGGCGCUGGCGGCCACAGAAGACCGCGCUGUACCUCGCAAGCCGGUCUUAAACGUUUGAAAACACUGCAACAGUUUUGGUUAUGUUGACUAUCAUUCGAUUGGGUAUCCGAAUUACAUUGACUUAGUGGGGAGCAGAUAUCUGGGAUGCUUAAAUUUGGUGGGAUUUAUGUGAUCCGGGUAGUUACCGAGUGUGCGACCAAUCUUAUCAUUUCGUAUGAUAAUCUUCUGGUGUUCGGUAUCGUCCGGACCUUUGAUUUUAGCCUGGAGCUGACCUGGCUUGAUUCGGUACGCUUAGUAUCGAUUCGAGCCCAUUUGAGCUCCCCGUGUUAUGUGCGUUUCUAGUCGCCGGGCGUUUCGACCCUCCACUGCAGCUUGUCUGGGGUCGAAAGGCGUGGAGUGUGGAAACAGGUGACGCGUUGCGUCAAGUUUGUGAGCGAGUUCCCGAUCGAUCGCCAUCUCCGAAAGCCAGCAGCAUCGCCCACUGCAGGCCCAGAUCAUCUUACCUCUGCUCCCAUCGAAGCUUUCAUGCUUGCCUUCCAAUCAUAUAGCGUGGAAAGACAUCCUGUCAGGGCAGUUUCAGGUGAUCGUUCGUUUGAGGCUGAUCACUAUUCGAGGCUUAUAUAUUCACUGUUUUAAGUUAUCAUUAUUCGCUAAAGGUUUUAAACGUUUCAUUCGUUUAACGGCGCUUUCAGAUACUCCUGUUGUUAACCGAAGU
Pollicipes pollicipes is the source of this 2103-nucleotide messenger RNA. Its product is annotated as ethanolaminephosphotransferase 1. Gene Ontology annotation, molecular function: ethanolaminephosphotransferase activity. Gene Ontology annotation, biological process: phosphatidylethanolamine biosynthetic process. The record is from RefSeq and is a predicted model, not a curated record. NCBI's taxonomy places the organism in Eukaryota, Metazoa, Arthropoda, Thecostraca, Pollicipedomorpha, Pollicipedidae. Bases 39 to 1232 code for a protein of 397 amino acids. Gene Ontology annotation, cellular component: Golgi apparatus; endoplasmic reticulum membrane. The transcript has 8 exons.